Messenger RNA from Bombus terrestris (buff-tailed bumblebee), 4379 nucleotides. Its product is annotated as purine nucleoside phosphorylase. NCBI's taxonomy places the organism in Eukaryota, Metazoa, Arthropoda, Insecta, Hymenoptera, Apidae. Gene Ontology annotation, biological process: nucleoside metabolic process. The coding region runs from base 1752 to 2708 and encodes 318 amino acids. The transcript is spliced from 6 exons. The record is from RefSeq and is a predicted model, not a curated record. Gene Ontology annotation, molecular function: purine-nucleoside phosphorylase activity. Gene Ontology annotation, cellular component: cytoplasm.
UUUACUCGUUGUCACUUUGUGUUUGUCAACACUCGUUCUGAUCAUCGCGUUUAUUAGAAUUUAUUACGACCGUUUGUAUUAUUGAGACCACUCGUGAUGCUCCGCAAUUGAUCGCGAGGUUAUUUUAAUUUGAUCGAAGUCCGAAGAUCGGUGGAUCGACGAAUUGCAGCCAUUUCUCGUCGAAUGACCAGUAUCCGCGAAGUGGCGUAGAAACUACACGCCGAAUCAAAUAUGCAGACAGAUUUGUAAUUUAGUCGCAGCUCCCCUUUUUCGUUCGGUGCUCGAUUCUUUUUUCGCGUCGCGUCCUCUACUCGCUUCCAUCAGAUAUGAAUUUUUAUCCGGUACAUUUAAUAUUUAUCAAUGUAUUUCGCCCCGUUUUUUAUUUAGAUUACUCUGUUCUUUAUCCUUUUCCUCGUCAGUCGCUUCAAUUUCGACCUAUAGAUUCGAGUAGAGUCGAGCUACCUGAAAAAUCAACGAACUUCCGUUUCACUUCGCGCAAAUCAACGAAUUAUAAGUAGAACUGUAGUGGUCCGUAGGAAAAGUUUCAAGUUGAAACGGAAAAUUCAAAACUGAGAGAUCCAUGAUAUUGUGCCUUGGAAUACUAACGAUGUUUUGAGUUACAAGAUCUAGAAGCCAAAGAACUUUGAAUAGAUUGUUAUUGCUGUUUUUUGUGGUAACGUCCAUUGAUAUAAAUGUAGGAAUAUUAUUAUCCUUUCUUCGAUUAGUAUAGUAGCAAUGACGAUUAAAACCGGCAUACACUAUCUUUACAUUUGUAUUUGUAUUUAUUUUAAUACAUCUGACUAUUAUUGUACAAAGUCCAUUCGUUUCUUUGACGAACAAGCUUACACGUUAUACACUUGAGAAUUUAUAUUUUCAUUUUCUUCUAUCGAAAGUUUGUGAUUUCAUCGUGAUGUGUGACUUCGUUUACGAUUGAUCGACAAAUCCGAGACUCAGCCAUCUCUUACAAACGAAGUAGUCCGAACGAUGGCACCGUGAGUCUCGAUCGAAUCUAAAGAAGUAACACACCCUAAGCUAAGUUCCGAGUAUGGUGUGCAUCCAUAAUCGAGAUUAGAGCGACUGAUAUUGUAUGCAAAAUUGCGGUGGCGUCAUUGAAUCCUCGUCAUGACCCGGGGCUAUGUGCAUUCACGUCGUUAUAAUAAUCGUCCAUCUCACAUUUGCCAUUCAUAACGGACCACCGUACAAUCUCGUUUUACGAUGGAGCAUCCGCGAAUGCGGUUAGUUUAAUGACGUUUGGUGUACUCACGGCUAUAUCGAAGCUUUUCCACGGGCACCCGGCGAAACUGCGAAGCAAUUCUCAAAUUCGCGGUUGAAUACGAUUGUAUUGGGAACGGUGCGGGGAGGGAGGAGGAGCAGUAUGCAUAUUCAAGGCGUAUUCAUCGCGUUAUAAUUCGAUGUCCCCUUACGGCGAUGCGUACACGUACACGAUAACUCGAUAGCGGCGGCUCUCGUCUUACGUUCGCGUCUUUCUUUCCAAUUACCGAGUUUUCGGCCGGCGAGGGGAACGAAAUGAAAAUCUCUGGCAGGUUCGCGAUAAUCCAAGGGACGAAAAAUGGGUGGCGAUUACAAUCUUAUCCUGGAGACUCGUUUCGCUUCGAAACGUUCCACUCGCGAGGUUGUCAGGAGCAGGGUAGAAUGAGAAUCUUCGCUUUGAGCUUUCGCGGAUAUUGCGACGCGGAACGACGAAAAAUAAAGGAAGGAAAAAAGAAACAAGGAGAAGAUGCGAAAGAUAUAUGGAAAAAAGGAAGGAACAGGGACCGCCGAGUGCGGAGACAUUAAAAUUCACAGUGGGAUUAUAUACGUACGAAGCUUUGCAAGAAUCAGCGCAAUAUCUGUUAGACCGUGUCAAGAUCAGGCCAAAGAUCGGUAUCAUCUGCGGUUCUGGAAUAGGAUCAACUGAACAAAACGAGUUGUGUCCAGGUUCCCUGGCAGAAUCCCUCGAGAACAAGCAGUGCUUUCCAUACGAAGAAAUCCCACAUUUUCCUGUCUCCACGGUCAAGGGUCACCAAGGACAGAUGGUGUUCGGUUAUCUGAAGGGUGUGCCGAUCAUGUGCAUGCAAGGGAGAUUUCAUUAUUACGAGGGUUAUCCACUCUGGAAGUGUGCUAUGCCAGUAAGAGUUAUGAAGCUCGUAGGCGUGACUCAUCUGAUCGCGACGAACGCCGCGGGAGGUCUAAAUCCCACAUACAAGGUUGGCGACAUUAUGAUGGUGAAGGAUCACGUGAACAUGAUGGGUUUUGCUGGGAAUAAUCCUCUUCAAGGGCCAAACGACGACAGAUUUGGGCCGAGGUUCCCGCCGAUGAACAAAGCUUACAACGCCUUCCUCUUAGAAAUCGGCGAGCAGGUAGCGGAUGAAAUGGGUAUAAAAGACAUCGUGCACAGAGGCGUGUACACGUGUCUCGGAGGACCGAAUUUCGAGACCGUGGCUGAAUUGAAAAUGUUAAGGAUGAUCGGUGUCGACGCAGUAGGCAUGUCUACGGUUCAUGAAGUGAUCACUGCCAGGCACUGCGACUUGAUCGUCUUUGCUUUCAGUUUGAUCACGAAUCAAUGCAGCACCGAUUAUGAGAAUCACGAAGAAGCGAAUCACGAAGAAGUGAUGGACGUAGGGAAAGCGAGGCAAUCAUUGCUCCAGGACUACGUGUCGCGCAUCGUGUUGCGUCUGCGGGACAUAUUGGGGCUAGAAACGAAAUGAUUCGUGUAAUUUAUAUUUCCACCGGCCGCCUUUUAGUUUAUGCUAAUCGUGUUCGUCAAUUCGUGCUUCGACGAAAAACGACGGCGAAAAAGAACGUCUCGACGCGCACGAUUUUUACGCAAAACGCUGUCAGAACGAUUCUUUCUAUCGACAAUCCGACAUUAGAGGAGUGCAAGAAUUUGCGAGCGCAAAGAAACGCGUGUUAGGUACGUAGAAAUUAAUAGGGACCACCUUAUGAGUGUCACGAGGAGAAUAUUGGAACAUUCUUUUUUUAUACUGCUCGUUAAACUUCUACUUGCCUGAAUAUAUUCCAGGUGAAAAGAGAGUUCGGAUGUUUGUAUCGAGCCGCGCGAUGUCAACAGUUUAUGACGAUUAGUUAUGUGUAUGGAAACUUUGGACAAAGGUUUUAGUCAUAGAACGAACGAUCGAUUAGAUUUUCCUUCCCGUUUUCUCAACGCAAUAUCGCGAAUCGACGAUAAACAGUGGGUAAAUAAGAUCGAAUUAAAUGAAAUCAGUAUUCAGCAGUAUUUCACCGAGCGAACAAGCGGCCAUUUAUCUACGAAGAAUCAGCUUAUCAGUGUACCGUUGAAAAGGAUUUGCGUUUAACUGCGUUCUCUUUAAUUAUACUUUCGUCUCAGCAGUCAAAGGAUAAGCAUAUCUAUGUACACGCGCGUAUUGAAAAUCUGCUUGAAUUAGAGAACCACGGGUCGCUUGGCAGUCGUGCGUCUCUGAUCUCGAUUGAUUCGUUACACGUCUUGAGAGAGCUUCUUUUGCUUUAAAAAGAGGGAACGGUUUAAGGGUUGGGAAGGUCGGUAGAUGCUACCUCCUCCCCGCCGCGACAGCUUCGUCGAUUUUCCUCCCUCGCUUCGUUACCUUCAUCUCGUUUCCGUGCUUUUCCAUCGCUAAUGCAUCGGUGUUCGGCUUCGAUAAAUCUCGAGCGGCGAAGACCAUACUGCCGCGGCCCUUUUCCUCUCUUCGUUUUCCGCCAUAGUUGCUCCAUUCGUAUUACCUUCUACGAUGAAAUUAUGACACGACGUCGCACGGUGGAAAAAGUCACGGGUUUCGAAGAUUCAGUCUCUCCGAUCGUCUCCAGAAUUGGAAAGUAUUUGUCUCUCGCCGAGACGAACUGGAAGAGUAUUUUCGUCGCGUAGUUAACGCAUCGAAUAUUUAUAUCCUUUUGAAAAAUGUCUCCCUCUUUUUUAUGACGAAGAAAGGGAAAAAGAUUAUUAUUCGAUCUUGCGAGCGCUUAUGUCGCCAUGGCGAAAUAAAAUCACGUCACUCCCGCGAUUUAAUAAAAAGCACGCGACCAGGCCGGGAAAUGUUUACGCGUUUAUUUCCUGAUUUUAUUGAAAGCUUGUUUAAUAACUGCGCAUCGAGGUGGAACACUGUCUGACAUACAUUUAGCGGAAUUAAUAUGCACGCGUAUGGAACGUACGAAUCGAAUAAUUUUCUAGACCGUUCUUGUGCAAUUUCGAUCGCUGAUUUUCCACUAAACAUGUAAUACUGCAACGAUGCUUCAGGGGAGAAGGGAAAAUUGCAAUUACACGUCUCGAAGCUGGAUACGAAACGUGAGGAGAAGCAAUCGAAGAUACAGCGAUGGAGAUCUCUCUUUUUGCUUUCCGCUCGCUCUUGUAACACGUAACUUUGACAAAUACACCAGGUUUCUCUGAA